This is a messenger RNA of Closterium sp. Yama58-4, 792 nucleotides long. The record is from the annotation of a GenBank genome assembly. NCBI's taxonomy places the organism in Eukaryota, Viridiplantae, Streptophyta, Zygnematophyceae, Desmidiales, Closteriaceae.
AUGUGCGAUGCAGAUUGCAAGAAGAGGUGCGAGGCCUUCUGGGAGUUUGUGAGGCAGAUGCGGGUGCUCAACAACUACCUCCUCAACCUGAUCGUGAACGCGGAUCAGACACCCCUGUUCCUUGAAAUGCCUGUCGAGCGCACCAUCGAGAUGAAAGGCGCUCGUACCGUGCACGUGCGCACCGCGAGGUACGAGAAGCAGCGCGUCACCGUCAUGCUAGCUGUGACGGCGGGGGGCUUGAAGCUCCCUCCCUACGUGGUCUUUCAGCGGAAAACAAUGCCGAAGUUCCCCAUUCCCCGAGAAGAGUUGGUGAAAAAAACUUUCAUCACCUGCGGCAUCUCCACCACCGUCAAUGGGAGCGAGGAUCAUCUGAUCCUCGCUCAUCUCCGGGAUAAGGCGGAGGUGGAGGUGCUGGAGGAUGUGUGCGAGGAGGAGCUCGAGGAGCUCGUCCCCAACCCUUUCUACCCCGACCCUGCUGCCUCUGCGAGCAAGGACAGUGAUGCAGAGCUAGUGGCGGAAGCUGGAGAGGAGGAGGAGGACUCUGUGGAGGAUGGGAAGGACUCGGAGGAGGAGGAGGAAGAGGAGGAGGAGUACGAGGAGCACGACGAGGAGGAAGGUGAGGAGGAUGACGAGGAGGAUGAGGAGGAGGAGGGUGAGGAGGAUGGUAGUGUGGUCGCGGAGAAGGUGGGGGCUGGAGGGGGGUGGGAGGAUGAUGGCGAAGAGUGGUGGGCAGAAGGCCGAUAUGAUGGGGAGGAGGUGGAAACGUGGGUUGCUGGUCAGGAUGACGAUUAG